AUGGGGUGCAGUAUCAGUGUUGAAGUGAAAGAAUAAGAAAAUGCUCUUGAUACAUUAAGUCAUGAAAGAGCUUGUGAAUCCAUCUAAAUUCAAAAGUACAAGCUUAAAAAAAAAUAUGGGAGGACAAGAGAAGUUUCAAUCAUAUUACAAGAGGAGAAAUGCAAAAAUUUAUCUAAUGAAAUUACUCACCUUGUUCCGCAAUUGGAAAUCUAGGCCAAUUCUAUUCUAAGAUCUAGAAAAUAACCUCAUGAAAGGGAAAUCAAUUGAUUGUAUUAUCUAUUCUUUAAUAUUAUAUAAACAUUCAGUA
Paramecium tetraurelia is the source of this 307-nucleotide messenger RNA. RefSeq lists its product as uncharacterized. NCBI's taxonomy places the organism in Eukaryota, Ciliophora, Oligohymenophorea, Peniculida, Parameciidae. The transcript has a single exon. The record is from RefSeq and is a predicted model, not a curated record.